AUGGCUUCCUCGUCGAUACCAGCAACUCCACUCCUGUAUAGUGCUAUAGCAUACCAUAACACAAUCCUCACCGAACACACCGCCUCCGCGGCCUCCAACGCCGCCUCCAUCGCCAGCCUCAUCCUCCCCAAAAUCGAACACACAUCCCCGUCGAAACAAACAUACACCCACAACCAAACCUUCAUCCACUACAUCGCCGACGCCCCUCCCUCCUCCUCCAACCCAUCCAACCUCUCAGCAGGCGGCCUAACCUACCUCGUCGUCGCGCGCUCAGAGCUCGCCAAACGGCUCCCCUUCGGCUUCCUCGUCGAGAUCAAGAAACGCUUCUGCAGCAGCUAUGACCCCGAACGGACAGACUUCUCCGCGCUACCCGCGUACGGUGCGGCGGCGUUUAACGCGACGUUGAAACAGUUGAUGGUGGAGUACGGGACCACGAAAGCUGGGCAGGAAGACGCUUUCACGAAUGUGCAGAACGAGAUUGACAAUGUGCGCGGUUUUAUGACGGAGAAUAUCGAGCGAGUCCUGGAGCGUGGGGAGAGGAUUGAUUUAUUGGUGGAUAAGACGGAUCGGUUGGGCGGCUCGGCGAGAGAUUUCCGGGUGCGGUCGCGAGGGCUGAGGAGGAAGAUGUGGUGGAAGAAUGUGCGGUUGAUGGUGCUGUUAGCGGUUGUGUUGGUAUUUCUGGUCUACCUGCUGGUUGGCUUUGGUUGUGGACUUCCGGCGUGGGGUCGGUGUGUCCACCGGUAG
This is a messenger RNA of Baudoinia panamericana UAMH 10762, 744 nucleotides long. RefSeq lists its product as uncharacterized. Gene Ontology annotation, cellular component: membrane. The transcript has 2 exons. The coding region runs from base 1 to 744 and encodes 247 amino acids. Gene Ontology annotation, biological process: vesicle-mediated transport. The record is from RefSeq and is a predicted model, not a curated record. Lineage: Eukaryota; Fungi; Ascomycota; Dothideomycetes; Mycosphaerellales; Teratosphaeriaceae.